CAUAAACCCUAUACUUAGAGACAACUCACCAUCGUCACCAUCGUUUCGAGCGGCUGAAGCAGAAAACCCCAAUGGCGGAAAUCAUUGCGACUUCUCUUCCCUCUCCGUCGUCAUCAGCUUUCGCCUUCCGUAGCCCCCUCAAUGGUUCCUCUGGAACUCAAAAUGUAGCUUGGCAGAGAACCGGGUUGCCGUUUCAAGAGAUAUAUGCGCAAAGAAGCAAACUCUCUGGCAAUGGUGUCCUUAGCAAUAACUUCAUUGCUACUCGAAGUUCCAAGAAGCAAGUUGUCCGAGCUGGUCUCUCUAACGAUGAGCAGACUGUGAAGACUGUUGAUUCAAAUGGUGCUGGGCUUCGUGGCAAGCUAAAAAAAGUUGUUCUAGCUUACAGUGGAGGCUUAGACACCUCCGUGAUUGUGCCAUGGCUAAAGGAGAAUUAUGGCUGUGAAGUUGUGUGCUUCACUGCAGAUGUUGGACAGGGAUCAAUAGAGUUAGAGGGUUUAGAACAAAAGGCCAAGGCCAGUGGUGCUUCUCAGUUGGUUGUUAAGGAUCUAAAGGAGGAGUUUGUGAAAGAUUACAUAUUCCCUUGCCUUAGAGCCGGCGCUAUCUAUGAACGGAAAUACUUGCUUGGUACCUCAAUGGCCCGACCCGUUAUUGCAAAGGCUAUGGUCAAUGUAGCAGAGGAAGUUGGAGCUGAUGCCGUGGCACACGGGUGUACUGGCAAAGGAAAUGAUCAGGUUCGGUUUGAGCUUACCUUUUUCUCGCUAAAUCCGGAGCUUAAAGUUGUGGCACCAUGGAGAGAAUGGGAAAUUCAGGGAAGAGAAGACGCUAUUGAGUAUGCCAAGAAGCAUAAUGUUCCUGUACCUGUGACUAAGAAAUCUAUUUACAGCCGAGACAGGAACUUAUGGCACCUCAGUCACGAGGGUGAUAUAUUGGAAGAUCCAGCAAACGAGCCUAAGAAAGAUAUGUACAUGAUGAGUGUCGACCCAGAAGAUGCUCCAGAUCAGCCCGAGUACCUCGAGAUAGGGAUCGAAUCUGGAGUUCCCGUCUCGCUCAACGGGAAGACCCUCUCUCCAGCCACCCUUCUCUCCGAGCUAAACACCAUAGGAGGAAAGCACGGUAUUGGCCGCAUAGACUUAGUAGAAAACCGGCUCGUUGGCAUGAAAUCCCGAGGCGUUUAUGAAACCCCCGGGGGAACUAUCCUCUUCACAGCGGCCCAAGAGCUCGAGUCCCUCACCCUGGACCGGGAGACCAUCCAGGUGAAAGACACGUUAGCCCUCAAAUACGCCGAGAUGGUUUACGCUGGAAGAUGGUUCGAUCCGCUCAGGGAAUCCAUGGACUCAUUCAUGGAGAAGAUCACAGAGAAAACGACUGGCUCGGUCACGCUGAAGCUGUACAAAGGGUCAGUAUCGGUCACGGGCCGUAGGAGUCCGUACAGUCUGUACAGGCAGGACAUUUCUUCGUUCGAAGGAAGCGAAAUCUACAACCAAGCCGAUGCAGCAGGGUUCAUUCGGCUCUAUGGGCUGCCCAUGAGAGUUAGGGCAAUGCUCGAAAAGGGCAUAUGAACAUGUCGUCUUCUGUCUUGACACAACUGAGAUCUUGUUUCUUUUGUCUGUAAGUUCGUUAAAUUCGAGGAUUAGAGUUUCACUUUCAGAGAACUUUUGAGUUAUGACGGAUUUGAUAUUUAUAUUAUCUAUGCUGGUCUCUGUAUAUUGUUCGUA
Messenger RNA from Tarenaya hassleriana, 1715 nucleotides. Its product is annotated as argininosuccinate synthase, chloroplastic. The record is from RefSeq and is a predicted model, not a curated record. The transcript is spliced from 10 exons. Gene Ontology annotation, cellular component: cytoplasm. Gene Ontology annotation, molecular function: argininosuccinate synthase activity; ATP binding. NCBI's taxonomy places the organism in Eukaryota, Viridiplantae, Streptophyta, Magnoliopsida, Brassicales, Cleomaceae. Gene Ontology annotation, biological process: L-arginine biosynthetic process; urea cycle. The coding region runs from base 72 to 1559 and encodes 495 amino acids.